CGGGCCCGGGACGGGUCAUGGGCCACGCGCUCUGCGCCUGCGCGCGGGGCAGCCUGAGCAUCGAGGGGCAGCGCUACCUGCUGCUGCAGCGCCUGGGGGAGGGGGGCUUCAGCUACGUGGACUUGGUGGAGAGGCUGCAGGACGGCCGUUUCUACGCCCUGAAGCGCAUCCUGUGCCAUGACAAGGAGGACCGCCGGGAAGCACUGCACGAGGUGGAAAUGCACGGCCUCUUCGAGCACCCCAACAUCCUGCGGCUCGAGGCCCACUGCAUGGUGGAGAAGGGGCCCAAGCAUGAGGCCUGGCUGCUGCUGCCCUUUCUAAGGAGAGGGACCCUGUGGAGCGAGGUGGAAGCUCUGCGAGACAAAGGCACCUUCCUGCCUGAGGAGCGGAUUGUCCCCAUUCUCCUUGGCAUCUGCCGGGGGCUGGAGGCUAUUCAUGCCAAGGGCUAUGCACACAGAGACCUGAAGCCCACCAACGUGCUGCUGGACGAUGAGGAGCAGCCUGUGCUGAUGGACCUGGGCUCCAUGAACCAGGCCUGCAUCGAGGUCAAGGGCUCCCGGGAGGCCAUGGCUUUGCAGGACUGGGCGGCCCAGCGCUGCACCAUCUCCUACCGGGCACCAGAGCUCUUCACCGUGGAGAGAGACUGCGUCAUUGAUGAGCGAACAGACAUCUGGUCCCUAGGCUGUGUGCUGUACUGCAUGAUGUUUGGUGAGGGCCCCUAUGACCUCAUCUUCCAGAAAGGUGACAGCGUGGCUCUGGCAGUGCAGAACCAGCUCCACGUGCCCGCCAGCGGAAGGUAUUCUGCUGCCCUGGAGCACCUGCUCUCCUCCAUGAUGGCAGUGAACCCUCAGGAUCGACCCCACAUCUCCUACAUACUUGACCAGCUGGAGGGGCUGCAGGCAGCACCAAGUGGCCAGGACACCACCCGGAUCUGAGCCCUGCCCAGCUCUGUACCCCCAGGGACUGGUGUGUAGAGUGUGUGUGGGGGGGCUGCUGCCCCACCCUAGGGACAGGGUCACAGAACUGCUUUUAAAACAGAAUUUUAGGUGAAAAGCAAACCCAGCCCUGUGGUGCUAAGUCCUGCCUGCAGUGCCAGGCUGGCACAUGCCCUACUCCUAGGAAUUCAGCCAGGACAUAUGCCCUGAGCAGGAGGGUACCCAGGACCAGCCACUUGCCAGAGGGCCAUGUGGCUGGGGAGGGGAAGAUGGUACCAGCACUUCCCCUUCCCUAGGGCCCUGGGCUGCCUCCUUGGCCAUGGAGCAAGCUGGGCUCUGCUCAGCACCAGCUCAGGCCUAGCCUUCCCUCUCCCUCAGGGCUGCUGCUGCCUCCUCCUGCUGGAAGGGAGGAGGGGCCCAGCCUGCACCCCCCCGGGCAUUGUCUGUUCAGUAAAGUGUGUGCAGAGAACAUGGCCUGGCUCUGUGGGAUUCCUGUGGUGCUCAGGCAGCUAUGGGAGCAGAGAGGAGAACGGGACCAUAUGGAAUUGGUGACGGGUGUAGAGUAAGCCUGUCUGGCUGCAACUCCAGCCUGGUGGGGCUUUCCUGCUGGGCUAAGGCUGCCACUGCCAUCAGGGCAGGGAUGAAGCAGCCUCUGGGCAGUACAGUAGUCACUCACACACACACACACCCCCCCGGUCUGGCUGAGAGCCCUCCCCUGGCAUCCUGGGCACCAGGGACAAGCAGCCUCCCAUGGUUCUGGGUGCGAGUGCUGCUGGGAGCCCAGCUCUGGCUGCUGGGGCUUGGCCAGCAGAGGGCAGCACUGGGAGCAGGGCCAUGCUGGGCUGGGGCCAGAGCACAAAUCAAUGAUCAAUCACAAACCCCCUUCCUGGGCCAGGCCCAGCUGUUCCAGCCCAGGCUGCCCCCUCCCCUAUGGGCUGUGGGGGAAGCCAGCACCCAGGGGCUGGCACCAUGUGGGGCCUUGGGAGCAGAGGCAGAGCCUGGCCCCAGGAGGGGAACAGGGCACAAGGAGUGUGGCCCAGCCAGCUCACCUUCCCCCACCAUGUGAGACAGGGCCCCCUUCCAGUCCUACAGCUGCUGAGCCAAGGGCCCUCCCAAGCCAGGCCUGGGGGAGGGGCAGAAAGUAGCAACCCUCUGGAGCCAAACAUGCCCCCUUCUCCCAUGUAGCUCCUGGUAGCCCAGCCCAGAGGCUGCUCCCUGAAAGCCCAGGCACAGACAGGGGAGCCUGUCACAAUGAUGCUUCCUAUCACUAAGGAGACCUGGCCCUGCCAUGCUGGCUGCUUUGUGCAGGGAGGGGAGCAGCCCUGGCAGGCCCUUGCCCUCAGUGGGCCACAGCCCCCAGUACCUGGAGUUGGGUCCACCCCUCCUCCAGUGAGAGCUGGAUUGAUCCCUGAGCCACACCAGGCACCUGGUCAGGCCUCGGGCUUGGCAGCCACCACUCACCCACAGCCCAGCUGGGGGCCCGGUAUCUGGUUUGGGGCCAUCAGCAGGGCAGGUUGCUUGCUGCUGUUGUGCUGCCCAGGAUGUCUUAUGACCCCAUUCCCAGCCACAACCCAGCCUGGCCUCCACGGCUGUAAAGAGCCACUCAGAGCCACUGCAGACCUGGGACACUCACAGCCCUGCACCUGGCAAGAAACAGCCACAGCCUUGGGUUUGGGUUUGAGACCAAGGAGACAGUUUAUUGUUUAAAGGAUUUUGCAAUUAA
Messenger RNA from Gopherus evgoodei (Goodes thornscrub tortoise), 2658 nucleotides. It is a transcript of the gene STK16, whose product is annotated as serine/threonine kinase 16. The record is from RefSeq and is a predicted model, not a curated record. Gene Ontology annotation, biological process: protein phosphorylation. The transcript is spliced from 7 exons. Gene Ontology annotation, molecular function: ATP binding; protein serine/threonine kinase activity. Lineage: Eukaryota; Metazoa; Chordata; Testudines; Testudinidae. Gene Ontology annotation, cellular component: Golgi apparatus; cytoplasm. Bases 18 to 935 code for a protein of 305 amino acids.